Molecule: messenger RNA, 1050 nt
Organism: Schizosaccharomyces osmophilus
Lineage: Eukaryota; Fungi; Ascomycota; Schizosaccharomycetes; Schizosaccharomycetales; Schizosaccharomycetaceae
Product: SOCG_03062-like, conserved protein
Exons: 1
Coding region: 1-1050 (349 amino acids)
Source: RefSeq, a predicted model, not a curated record
AUGGAGGAAAAUUUAAAUAUAAAAACAAAUAUUUCUGAAAAUAUACAAGGUGAAAAAAACACUACUCUGUUGGAGAAGAAGGAUUUCCAGGAUACCCGGUCUUUAGGCUCGAUGGAACAGGAAAAGGACAUAACUACUUUUGAAGAUAAGAAUGCCAAAUCACAAGCAUCAUUAGAACCUAGCAAGGAAACAGAUUUUAGUCGAACUGAAUCUUUGCCAAAGCAAGAUACUCUUCGUCCUCCCUCAGAAGAAACUUUAAAGCACAAUAAAGGAGGAUCCGAAAGCCAACCUCCACUUCCAGAAGAACCGGUGCCUGAAGAGUAUCGGCAAGCAGCUCAAAAAGAACACGACACCCAACCUCCUCUUCCGGAUGAGCCUGUGCCUGGAGAUUAUCAACAACCAGGUCAAGAAGGAUUUGAAAGUCAACCUCCACUCCCAGACGAACCGGUGCCUGAAGAGUAUCAACCUCCAGUUCAAGAAGGGUCAGAAAGUCAACCUCCACUUCCAGAUGAGCCUGUGCCAGAAAAAUCGAAAUAUGUUGCCAAUGAUUCUGAGCCUGCUACUUCUGGUACAGAGGAAUCUGCCAGUCAACCAUCUAUAGCUUGGUCGGAGGAUCAACAAGUAGCGGCAAUUUGGGACAAAAAUGCACAAGCGUACUAUUUUUGGGACCGUCGUACCAAUACCACAAGCUGGCUGAAUCCCUUAGAAGAAAGUGAUUCUGAAGACAAAUCAUCGGACAAAUAUGCUGCUAGAGUACAAUUUAAUAGGCUUUCCGGUAAAUAUAUGCCCGAGUGGGCAACUCCUGAAAUGAAGAGUGAGGAAUACAAGGCUCAUAAGCACAUGGGUCAAUUUUUUGAUGUAGACACCGCUAUGUCUAGUACACAAGGAAAAAGCCUUUUGGAGGAACGAAGAAAUAGAAAAUACACGAGGAAGGAAAUGGAAGAAAUGAAGAAAAGGAACAAAGAAAAGAAGGAACAAAAGCGCCGGGCAAUGUUUGACAUUGCCUCCGACGAUAAAGAUUUCCGCCGAAGAAAAAUUAUUCGUUACUAA